GCUGCAGGCAUCGGGACAGAAGAGCAACCAGCAGCGGUACCAGCAGCACUGCAGCUCCCACGAUGGACCCCGCCCUCAUCUUCACCGUCUUGGUUGUCGCGGCUCACACCGGGGCCCUGCCCGUCCAGAACUCGUCUGGUAUAAACGAUCAUGCUGAAAGGUUUAAAAGAGCUUAUUUGGGCGAGAACGCUUUUCAAAAUGAGAUGACAGCAAUGGACAAAAUCAUGGAGGCCAAUGAAUUGCAGACCAGCCCAGUCAUGGAGGGCACCAACGUGAGGGAGGGCGACAUUGCCGUCACCAGCAGGAGGGGUGUGAAGACCUGUUUUGCUCGGAGCUGCCUGUGGGCCAAGUCUGUGGAUGGAUACGUGUACGUUCCCUACUACAUCUCUACAGAAUACGAUGACAUGGACAGGGUCGCUAUUCAAGGCGGGAUGGAAGGCAUUGAGAACGGCACCUGCAUACGCUUCGUGCCGCGGACUCACCAGAGGGACUUCAUCGACAUUCAGCCCAAGUCCGGGUGUUGGUCCUACCUGGGGGUGCAGGGCGGGACACAGAUCCUCUCCUUGGAGGCUCCCAACUGCAUGUCAGCGGGGGUCACCGCCCACGAGCUCAUGCACGCCCUGGGCUUCCUGCACGAGCAGUCCCGAGCCGACCGCGACAAAUACGUCACCAUCCUGUGGGCCAACAUCUGGAAAGAUCGGGUCAGGAAUUUCGGGAAGUACAAAACAAACAACAUGGAUAUGCCCUAUGAUUACAGCUCCAUCAUGCACUUUGGAAAGUUUGCUUACUCUGAAGAUGGUGAGCCUACCAUCAUUCCAAAGAAGAACCCCAAUGCCAGGAUGGGUCAGAUAUUUGGACCCAGUGCUAUGGACAAACUGAAAAUCAACAAACUCUACAAGUGUUGAGUGUGAGAUGAACUGCCCCAACCAUGCCAAAGGACACUCGGGUCCACAGAUUGCAGCGUCUCACUUCAACACAAAAUAUGUAAUCAUUACUUCAGUACAAAAUAUUGAAUAAUUACUUCAAUAUAAUAUGAAAUGAUUACUCCAGUACAAUAUGGAAUCAUUACUUCAGUACAAAAUAUUGAAUAAUUACUUCAGUACAAUAUGAAAUCAUUACUUCAGUCAAUAAAAAUAUUCCAGCAUUGAACUCGACUGGCCUUGUCCACUUAUUUCAAUGAUGAACCAAAUGAACUACUACACUAAAAGAGAGAAAAAAAACUAAAGGUUAACAAAUUCAGACUUGCAUUUUCCACAUAAGCAACAUAUCAGUCUCCACUCACAAAUUUCCACAGAGUAACAGUGUAUAUGAAUCUUGUGUUCAUAUACACAAUCUAAAAUCUGUCUCAAAAACACAAUUCAGAACUCAACACAUAUCUACACUAACUGCAAGCUAACCAUC
Messenger RNA from Anguilla rostrata (American eel), 1401 nucleotides. Its product is annotated as hatching enzyme 1.2-like. Gene Ontology annotation, molecular function: zinc ion binding; metalloendopeptidase activity. Gene Ontology annotation, biological process: proteolysis. Lineage: Eukaryota; Metazoa; Chordata; Actinopteri; Anguilliformes; Anguillidae. The transcript is spliced from 9 exons. The record is from RefSeq and is a predicted model, not a curated record. The coding region runs from base 63 to 905 and encodes 280 amino acids.